This is a messenger RNA of Drosophila melanogaster (fruit fly), 824 nucleotides long. RefSeq lists its product as uncharacterized. The coding region runs from base 25 to 366 and encodes 113 amino acids. The record is from RefSeq and is marked reviewed. NCBI's taxonomy places the organism in Eukaryota, Metazoa, Arthropoda, Insecta, Diptera, Drosophilidae. The transcript has 2 exons.
UUCAGUUUAAUAAUUUAAAGCAAAAUGAAACUACUGAUUGUUGUUCUUGCCCUGGUGGCCGCAGUUUUGGCCAGACCUCAAUUUGGACCUGGUGGUCAAGGAGGAUUUGGUGGUCAACAAGGCGGCUUUGGUGGACAGGGAGGAUUCGGUGGAGGUCCUGGAUUUGGUGGACAAGGUGGUUUCGGUGGCGGACCCGGAGAAUAUGGCGGUCAAGGUGGUUUCGGUGGCGGACCGGGAGGAUAUGGCGGUCAAGGUGGUUUCGGUGGCGGACCGGGAGGAUUUGGCGGUCAAGGUGGUUUCGGUGGCGGACAAGGCGGCUUUGGCGAACACCACAGACACCAUGGAGGACAUCAUGGGCGCUUCUAAUACCCCAAUUUCUUAAUCGUCUUAAAAUCGUAAACAAAAAAUAAAUAGUUUUUUCCAACAUAUACCUGCUGUUUUCGUGAACCAAAUAUUAAGGAGACCACGGAUCCUGGAGAUAACUCGCAAACGAAGGAAAGAACAAACACGCAUCUUGAGGAGACGCAAAACCAAGGAAAUACUACACUCUGGGAUUCUGCACACAGAAAAGAUUGACUCGGCUAUUGAUCCUGACUAAUAAUAUAUAUAUUAACAAUAUAUACACUUUAUUAAGUCGGAAUCGUUUAAUUCUACAUACAAAUUUCAUAGGAUGUGUCACUUCAUGUGAGAAUAUUAACAAGAUUAUCUUGGCAAUAAGCGCUUCGUCACUUCGUGGAUCGCUAGAUGACGUUUAUUUGGGAACUCGUCAUCUUCAUCACAACCUUUUCAUCUGUAAAACGUGACUCUACUAAUUAUUAUAUAUU